This is a messenger RNA of Seminavis robusta, 1263 nucleotides long. The record is from the annotation of a GenBank genome assembly. NCBI's taxonomy places the organism in Eukaryota, Bacillariophyta, Bacillariophyceae, Naviculales, Naviculaceae.
AUGCAUCCAACCAUAUUCGAUGAUGGAUUUCAACCUGUUCAAACUGGCAAAAAGACUUGGAGCCAACAGCAAGCCACAUCAACCAAAAUUAAGCGAGAGGGAGUUAACAAUGACAAUAGUUUUCUGGCACUCGCAACAACUGAUUUCUGGCUACUACAAAAUGCCACCUGCCCAAACAAGGAUGAUGAUGCUUCGUCGGUCAACACCCUAGACACAAUGGGCACGGCAUCCAUAACGGGAGAGGAGCAUUCCACAAUGCCGCAGAGGAGAAAUCUAAAACCGGAGCAGUCUGCAAACACUUCGACAUUAUCCACCAAGAAACAGGCACGACAUAAAUCGUCACGAAACAUCACAGCUAUUCAACCAUUGCCAUUGCCACCGAUCCUCGCAACCCAACGAGUUUCCCCGGCAAUUUGGGAAUCGAAUACCACUGCCAAAUCCAAACAGCCGAAGAUACGAACGCAUAAAAGAGGACAAACGAACCAAAAGAAGAAAGGAAAUUCAUCGUUUGAUCUCCUUCCCAACAACGCCAUGUGGCCGAAUUUGACACAGGUAGAGCACAACGCAAAGCAAUCGAUGUUGUCUCCUACAACCACUACCACGACUACGACCACGACCACAACACACGACACGUAUAUUAAUGUGCUGAACAACCGGCGGACGGAUCAUACUCCAACAACUCGAACCCAAGAGAACACGAAAAUGGAUGCCGCUAAGAUACCCGGUUCCAACAUCACUACCCUUUCCAAUCCCAGCAAUUAUCAUGCUUCGAACGACAUCCAUUCAAUCAAGAACACGACCAGCGUCAAGUCGGCGUUGACAAGAGAUGAAUCUGAUCACAUUGUCAAUUAUAACGGGGCCAAUCGCGAUGCUUCGUCAGUACCAAUACCCUUGAUCUCUUCUGUGGUAACCUGUGAGUCGACGGGCAACAUCAAGUCCAGUGAUACUGUUUCGAACCAACACCUUGUACUUCCGAGCGCAUCGCCUGCUAGCAAUCAUGUGCUGGUUGAGAUUCGUGAUGAAGUCAACACACGAGCUAAUGCCACGGUCGACAACACCAUCACCAUGCGCCAUGACAAAGUCGAUGACCAGAAAAAUCUCAUAGGCACUGGUUCUGACAUCACCAAACUGCUGCUUAUCAACGAUCAACAGGAAUUUCAGCGGUCCCAAGUCUUUGGAAGCACAACCAGUUCCUUCCAUGCCUUGUCCUCACUGCGGCUCCAUUGUCGAUCCUCAAGUGAUGUCUUCGAGCCAUUCCUCUGA